Messenger RNA from Prunus armeniaca (apricot), 300 nucleotides. NCBI's taxonomy places the organism in Eukaryota, Viridiplantae, Streptophyta, Magnoliopsida, Rosales, Rosaceae. The record is from the annotation of a GenBank genome assembly.
AUGGCGGUCCACUUAUUGAACAGGAGAGGAGCUGUGACUAAUCAAUAUAGGCAACAGCUGUUAGCGAAUGCAAGUAUGGAGCUCCGACGAAGGUUUCCAAAAGUACAGGUACGGGGACCAAUAAGAGACCAUGAUCAUGAGAAGCUGGCAUUGGCAACCGAAGAAGCCCAUCAAUGGCCUGUGAUAUAUGGCCAUCCUCUUCGGGAUUUUGAUGUAACCAAGGGGAUGUAUAAUGGCAGAGAAGAUGAUCAUUACUACCCCUUCCCAGCGCAUCUUAUCAACAUAGAUGAUUUCAGUUAA